Raphanus sativus (radish) is the source of this 957-nucleotide messenger RNA. RefSeq lists its product as uncharacterized. The transcript has 4 exons. The coding region runs from base 279 to 947 and encodes 222 amino acids. Gene Ontology annotation, biological process: GPI anchor biosynthetic process. Lineage: Eukaryota; Viridiplantae; Streptophyta; Magnoliopsida; Brassicales; Brassicaceae. The record is from RefSeq and is a predicted model, not a curated record.
UAUCAGAUACAAGGAUCAGUUUUCAGCUUAGUCCUACUCUCUUAAUCUCAUAUAUUUCAUCAAGAAUAUCUACGCAAGCGCGGAUUCAACUGUACUUUAGUUUUUAAACCCAAGUCAUUUCCAUAUGAGUUGUUGUUUUUGAUUAAAUUAUCGAUAGAUAUCAAACACCUAAUAGCCGUGAUUAUCAUCUUCUGCUUGAAUCCUAUCUCAACUGAUCAGGCUGGAACAAAUCACGGUGAUUCCGAUGAAACCUUCAAUUCCGACCACAAAACUUCGUUAUGUAUCUCCGACCAAUACAUUAUGCAGUCUUAUUUCACUACACACGCUUCCUUACACGACUCAAGAGUUUGAAAACUUCAUGCUUCUUCAGCAAUGUUCUGAUAAGUUUCAUCAGAAACAUUGUUCCUGAUGAUGUAUCAUUGCUACAAGUCAGAAACAUAACCAGUGAAGGUUCGCAUCGUCAUCUACUUACAACCAUCAAGCUCCCUAUUCUUAAUCAUCAAUCACAGUCUCAGCUACACGAGCUUGUGAUUAUUGAACGGUUACCUUUGGGUGUUUUUGCUGAUCCUUUUGAGCUUCAGAGUCUUCCCCAACGCAUAGAUCAAACAGGUCUGUCGUUGAGAUCGGCUCUGAUCAGUGUAAAGCAUCCCUUACAUGCUCGGUAUCAGCCUCUUGAAGAGAGUGGAUACUCUAGAGUGGAGUUUGGAGAGCCAGACUUGUUCCUGUGCUCGAGACUUGUACUGAACCAGGGACAAGAAGAGAUAAGAUGUUUGGUUUUGGCCAUUGCCGGAUUGAAAACCGAAACCGAAACCAGAUCCGUUGUCUGGGAAAUCCCUGCGGGAAUCAGGAAUCAUAUCUGUUAUUACAUUUGUGGCUGCGGCUUUCUUUAUCCGCGUUUUCGACUAUGCUCUGAGGUUGAACCUUGUAAGAAUAGAAAGCAGUCAUGAAUCAGCUUUU